Molecule: messenger RNA, 1212 nt
Organism: Fusarium musae
Lineage: Eukaryota; Fungi; Ascomycota; Sordariomycetes; Hypocreales; Nectriaceae
Exons: 6
Coding region: 1-1212 (403 amino acids)
Source: RefSeq, a predicted model, not a curated record
AUGCCCAACAACAACAAAGGAGGCUACAAGCCGUUUCGUUGCGUUGCAGGCAACGAGUGGAAGCCCUGGGACAUGUUCUCCAAGGCCCAACAGAGACAAACCCGCUUCUUGAUGGACUCUGGCAGAGAGAUUAACCCUGGGAAUACCGGAAUGGUCUGCAAGGAACAUAGUUCAACUCCAGUUUUGGAGCAUGAUUGCGCCGCCUGCCACCGAAGACUCCCAUAUGCUGCCUUCUCCAAGGCUCAGCGCAGAGUUGAGGAUUGGCGAUGUACCCAAUGUGUCGCAUGGGAUGUAGUCGCGGAGCCCUCGGUGAUUCCGAUACCCAAAGCAACGGGCCAUAUCUCCGUAGAGGAAGAAGACAUGAUGAGUCGAGGUUAUCAUGCGCCUGUUGAGGUUGCUGAAUUCUUUGAGGAAGAUGAUCUCCCCGGAGCACCAAUCACUUCACCUGAAUCCCUUGGCUUAGACCCAAACAACGAAAAUGACAACAAGAUCUUCAACGAAGUCGUUCGAGGCUCAUCUCAGGCGGUUCACUCCUCCACGACUCAAACUUAUGCGUCCACAACAUCCAGUGUGGCUGGCGACAACAUGUCAACAACUUCUAGCCGUGCUACACUUCCCCCUCAUCUCCAAAAUUUGCUGCCAGAGCGUUUCGCAGGCAUGUCUAUUGAUGAAGAUUCUGUAUCCUCGAACCCAAAGGUUGUUCUUCCGCAAGUGUCUCAAAUGGCAAGUGAUUUACCUCCUCAUCUUCGCGGCCUGAAAAUAGUCCAGCGAACUGCCACCUCAAGCACCACAGGUAGUGUUUCGACUGCAACAACCCUCCGUAAAGACAAGGAGGAGGAGGCUGCCGCCAGCAAGAUCACCUUCAACGCUUGGGAUGCUAUGGGCCAGAGACACGCUGCGUCCAAGAACCCCACCGUCAUGUCCAGCUCAGCAUCUGAAGUAUCAACUACUGAAGACAGCGACCAGGGGGCUAAACUCGCCGACGGCUGGGACGACAUCCCUCCCAUGAAGGAGGUCUCAACCCGAUGUGAGGACAAGUGGGGAGAUGGAAAGAAAAAUCGUCUCCCACAGGCCGGCAACAAAUGGCAGAAGAAGAACGAUCGCUACUUCCCUCAGCCUAGCAUCAUGGAUCAAGCUGAGGGCUCAUCCAGGCGCCAGCGAACGAGCCACUCCACCAAGAGUCGCAACAUGUUUGACGCCCUGAGCAAGUAG